This is a messenger RNA of Funneliformis mosseae, 146 nucleotides long. NCBI's taxonomy places the organism in Eukaryota, Fungi, Glomeromycota, Glomeromycetes, Glomerales, Glomeraceae. The record is from the annotation of a GenBank genome assembly.
AUGACAUCUGAGAUUGAUUUACUUAGACAAGAAAAUGCUAGAUUUAUGGCUGAGAAUACUGAAUUUAAGAUCAAAUAUGAUAAGGCUAAAAAUGAGAUUAUAAAACUAAGGGCUGAGCUCAGAAAUAGAAUCAAAGAAUUAGAAAA